CCUGUUGUUGCGCUCUACGCGGUAGACAGCGACAACACGUAUAAGCGCACAAAUCAAAGACCGUAAAGUUCACAGACCGAGAGAAAGUUAAAACGGGUUUGGAUUGAAUAUCGCACUACACACCUGCUAAUCCGCUUCUGGGUCAAUUUCUGAUUACAGAAGUUUCUGGAGAAUAGAACUUUGUUCGCCGAGAUGUCCACCAAUACAAGGCGUGAAACGAGGAAUGCACGAAAUAAAUCGAAUCAAAUCAUGAGAGAUAUAGGAUACAGUAUAUUGUUCAACAUAUUCACGGUACUCCACAUAAUAGUCGAUUACCUAAUCGAACUAGUUCUCAAAUGGUACUGGGGACCAACAAGGAUGCGAUGUCCACCGUUGCAGAGAAAGCAAAUAAUUUUGACCUAUAGUGUGCAAGAGCUGGCCAGAAUGAUUCGCAACAAAGAGGUCAGCUGUCAUGAGGUGGUCAGUGCUUACAUUGAUCGCCUUAAUGAAGUGAAUCCAAUUAUUAAUGCCGUUAUCGAUGGACCAUUCAUUGAGGCAUUGGAGCAAGCUAAAGUCAUUGAUGAACGCAUACAGCGUGGGUUGAUAUCGGAAAAUGAGUUUGCUGAAAAACCUUUUUUGGGAGUUCCUUUCACUACCAAAGAUAGUACCGCCGUCAAAGAUAAGUUACACACGCUUGGAAUCGUUGCGAGAAAAAAUGUUAAGGCAAAAGAAGACGCCGAAUGUGUGAAGCUUAUGAAAGAUGCGGGAGCCAUUAUCAUUGCGACUACCAGCAUUCCAGAAAUUAACCGAUGGCAAGAAACCAGAAAUCUUCUUAUUGGGCAAACUAACAAUCCAUAUGACAGUCGUCGCACCGUGGGCGGUUCGAGUGGAGGCGAAGCGGCACUCAUCACAACAUGCGGCAGUGCCUUCGGCCUAGGUACGGACAUCGGUGGGUCGAUUCGUAUGCCGGCAUUCUACUGUGGAAUAUUUGGACACAAACCUACCUCUGGCAUUGUGAACACGCGGGGCUGUACUUUGCGUACCGGGCGUGAAGUUUCCACGAUGGUCGUCGCUGGCCCGAUGACUCGUUACGCCUCUGAUUUACGUCCAAUCAUGAAAAUAUUAGUUGGCCCAAAAAGCGCGAUUACCUUGAAACUGAAUGAACAAACUGACUUGAAAAAGCUGCGCUACUUCUACUGCACAAGUUCUGGGGAUAUUCGAUGCAGCCCUGUUCAUUCGCAACUGCAACGGGCUAUGAACAGAGUGGUGGAUCAUUUUCAAACCGUAGCUCCGGAAGGCGUUCAAAAGGUAACGUUGAAGGGUUCCGAAAAAACAAGCCAGAUGUGGCGUUAUUGGAUGACCCAGGAACCGGCAAGUUUCAACAAUUUGUUGGGUAACGGAAAGCAGCUGUCGCCGCUGGUUGAGCUUGUUAAGAAAGUUGGCGGCACUAGUGAUUACACGCUUGCGUCUGUAUACUCUCUGAUUGACAGUAUCAUGCCACCGGAAAACGCCGAUAAAAUAAAGGAAAUCACUCGUCAGUGCGAUCAGGAGCUUACGGAUCUGCUCGGAGAUGACGGGAUUUUGUUCUAUCAUAGUGCAACCCACUCGGCUCCAUAUCACUAUUCGGCCUUUGUGAAUGUGUUCAAUUUUAGCUAUUGGUGUUUGUUCAAUGUUUUGCACGUACCGGUCACUCAGGUACCACUCGGACUGGACCCGGACGGUCUGCCCCUGGGGGUACAAAUUGUAGCAACACGCAACCGUGAUCGGCACUGUUUAGCCGUGGCCGAAGAGCUUGAGCGAGUUUUCAGCGGGCACAUUCCACCAUUCAUUAUUGAUUGAGGCUGUGAACAAAGUUUAAUUGCUUAUUUAGAUAGUUUAAUAUUUUUGAUAUUUUUUUUAUUAACAGCGCGGGAUUGGUAGAGGUGUCGACAUUAGUUCUGUUGUUUCGUAGUUAUAUAUCGGGCAAUUUAACAUGAAUCCCUCUCCUAGUUUUGUAUGACUUCAAUAGCUAUUUUAAUAAGUCUCUUUUUGUGUUAAUUCUCAUUCAGCGAUAUCUACCAAUAACUUUCUACAUGAGAUGUGAGCCGAUAUCCGAUCUGUUUUGUACGGUGUAUGCAUAAUAUAUAUGUUCAUAACUAAGCACAGAGUUGCAAAGUA
Messenger RNA from Wyeomyia smithii (pitcher-plant mosquito), 2136 nucleotides. Its product is annotated as fatty-acid amide hydrolase 2. The transcript has 5 exons. The coding region runs from base 193 to 1818 and encodes 541 amino acids. The record is from RefSeq and is a predicted model, not a curated record. Lineage: Eukaryota; Metazoa; Arthropoda; Insecta; Diptera; Culicidae.